AUGUAAAAAAUCAAUUUCCCACAAUGCAAAGUGGGCGACGAAGUAAAUCGCGCCUGCGCGUUACGCAAUCCCUCUUUGGACCUACGUCUCCACUGAAACGAUGGCCAAGCGCACCAAGAAGGUGGGGAUCGUCGGUAAAUAUGGGACACGUUACGGCGCGUCGCUGAGGAAGAUGGUCAAGAAAAUUGAAAUUUCCCAGCAUGCGAAGUACACCUGCUCCUUCUGUGGCAAGACUAAGAUGAAGAGAAGGGCCGUUGGUAUCUGGCACUGUGGGUCCUGCAAGAAGACGGUGGCUGGGGGUGCCUGGACAUACAACACCACGUCUGCUGUCACAGUCAAGUCUGCAAUCAGGAGGCUGAAGGAGUUGAAGGACCAGUAAACCCAUGCAUCACUAAGGGAUUUGGGACUUUUUCUAUAAUUUAAUCCAUCUGGACAUGACCUCAACAUCUGAAAUAAAGUAGUCUGGAGUGGAG
Oryzias latipes (Japanese medaka) is the source of this 473-nucleotide messenger RNA. It is a transcript of the gene rpl37a, whose product is annotated as ribosomal protein L37a. Gene Ontology annotation, molecular function: structural constituent of ribosome; large ribosomal subunit rRNA binding. NCBI's taxonomy places the organism in Eukaryota, Metazoa, Chordata, Actinopteri, Beloniformes, Adrianichthyidae. The record is from RefSeq and is a predicted model, not a curated record. Gene Ontology annotation, cellular component: ribosome; cytosolic large ribosomal subunit. Gene Ontology annotation, biological process: translation.